AUGAAAGUAGAAUCACCUCAUUCGAACUAUCAGCCACUUAACAGCGAGGAAGGAAGGUGGUUUCACCGGAUACGAAACUUUAUUAUGGGAAUAAACGUGUUUUUAAUGGCAUUUGCAGUUAGUGGACUUGUCGUUGGUUUCAUAGAACUCGAUGAAAUCGACUCUGCCAUCAGGGAAAUAUGUUCUUCUUGUCAACACGCUCACGUCAUUUACAUGUCGAGUUUUGGUGCCCUUUUGUUAUUAUCUUUUCUGGGAUUUGUUGCCCUUCAUACGCGUAAGAGAUGUUUGAGGAUCUUGAACACUACGUGUUUGGUACUGGUGUUUAUUCCAUUAGUUUUCGGUUCAGUUUUAUAUGUUUUAAUGAGCACGGAGCACAUUAACAUGCAAUACGGGUGGAAUUUGGUGGUUGCUGAGCGCAGUGACGACAUGUGCAAGUUGGAGUUGCAAUGGAAAUGUUCUGGAUGGAAUAAACUAUGUGCAACUCAUUCCACUAUUGGUUUGAUAGAUUUAAAACCGCUGGAGGGGACCGAAAAGGAAAAUAUCAUUAAUAACUUAAGUGUCGUUACGAAUACCACGUCGUACUGCUCGGGGGCUGAUGAAAUAUGUGCUUGUCCAAUAUGCACUGAAGAUGACCAGAAAUAUAUUGAUAAGUUUGACCAAACGUGUGAAAUGGUUGUUAUGGGUGCACUGCGAUCACACUUGAUUGUAUUUCUUUUUGUGUCGCUUUGCGUAGUAGUUUUAACCGGCGCCGGUAUUGUGGUGUCUGUUGCAUAUCCUCAUGCAGAGUCGUGA
This is a messenger RNA of Trypanosoma brucei brucei TREU927, 792 nucleotides long. RefSeq lists its product as hypothetical. Lineage: Eukaryota; Euglenozoa; Kinetoplastea; Trypanosomatida; Trypanosomatidae. Bases 1 to 792 code for a protein of 263 amino acids. Gene Ontology annotation, cellular component: membrane. The transcript has a single exon. The record is from RefSeq and is a predicted model, not a curated record.